GAAGAUUUCCGUUAAUACUCGGCGGACAGCGGAACGUGAUGAGGAGCGCUGCAAAGCGGCUGUUGUCAGCUCGCACAACCAUCGCUCACCAAUCUGCAGCAGCCACGACAGGCGCCGGCUGUUGCUCCCUGCUGUCUGGUGUGAAGAGCCUGUACUUGCACUGGCCCUUCUGCGCUGGUAUCUGCCAUUACUGCGAUUUUAACAAGUUCAAGGCGCCCAGGAACGGCGGUCGCGAUGGCGUCGUGGAGCAACUCGAACAGGCAAUGCUGCAGUGCGCGUCAGACCACUUUAGCCGGCACGAAGAGGAGUGCCAGGUGCAUUCUGUGUUCUGGGGCGGAGGGACACCAUCCUUAGCAAGGGCAGAGUUUAUAGCAGAGCUUCACAGCCGCUUGCCCCUCUCUACCGCGACCGAAGUCACGUUGGAGGCCAACCCGACCGCGGGCAUUGCUCCCACGCUCACCGCGCUUCACCAAGCCGGCAUCAACCGACUCUCGAUUGGCGUGCAGUCGUUCCGAGACGCCGACCUGAAGGUGCUUGGACGUCAACAUUCGUAUAAAGAUGCAAUCAAGAGCAUCGAAGCUGCCACCAGCAUAUUUGGAGAAAACAACGUCUCUAUUGACUUAAUGUAUGGUUUACCAGGGCAAACGGUGGCCGCAUGGGAUGAAGUCCUGGAGCUUGCACUGAGUUUCAACCUCGGCCAUAUGUCCCUGUAUGAGCUGACAAUCAAGCCUAACACUCGCUUCCACAAGCUCCAACAAGCUGGAAAGUUUCAUCAUGAGCCGCUCGAGGAUCUGUACUUCCACGCCGCCAACAAGCUGGUGAGCCGUGGGUAUGACCAUUAUGAGGUCAGCAACUACUGCAAACCGGGGCGGGAAGCGCAGCACAACGUGCAUCACUGGCAAGGCGGCGAGUAUGUUGGCAUUGGACCAGGGGCAGUGGGUCGAUACACACGCAACAGCGAGGUGGUCCUCGCUGAACCAUACAUGAAACCAAAGGAUUGGAUUGCAUCUGUGCGCCGUGGCGAGCGAGGCGUCGAGUCCUACACACCGAUGCCCAGCGAUGAAGUGAUGGCAUACACACUGGCGACUGGGCUGCGGAUGCGAUGUGGGGUGUGUCUGCAGCACUUCGGCGCGCGAUUUGGCCCGGCCCUGACCACGGCGCUCACUUCCUCUCCGCUUGCACGGCAGCUGCUGGAGCUCGGGUACGUUGACGUCGUGGAUGGCGCAGGCAACACAGGUGGUGAGGGCCGUGCCUUUGGGGGUGGAUCGUCACGGCAGCGGCUCGUGCCGACGGAGAAGGGGAUGGCAGUCGGAGAUGCUGUGCAGGAACAGCUGUGCACUGCUGUAUUUGACGUGUUCGCGCAUGCUUGAACUCAACGCAACUUAUUCAAG
Salpingoeca rosetta is the source of this 1391-nucleotide messenger RNA. RefSeq lists its product as uncharacterized. Gene Ontology annotation, cellular component: cytoplasm. The transcript is spliced from 7 exons. Bases 39 to 1370 code for a protein of 443 amino acids. Gene Ontology annotation, biological process: porphyrin-containing compound biosynthetic process. The record is from RefSeq and is a predicted model, not a curated record. Lineage: Eukaryota; Choanoflagellata; Craspedida; Salpingoecidae. Gene Ontology annotation, molecular function: 4 iron, 4 sulfur cluster binding; coproporphyrinogen oxidase activity.